Molecule: messenger RNA, 645 nt
Organism: Exophiala mesophila
Lineage: Eukaryota; Fungi; Ascomycota; Eurotiomycetes; Chaetothyriales; Herpotrichiellaceae
Exons: 1
Coding region: 1-645 (214 amino acids)
Source: RefSeq, a predicted model, not a curated record
AUGGAUACCCAUUCCAAGGAUACGUCCGACUUUCUGUCGCGAGCAUAUGCUCUCAACAGUGUCUCAGCAGCCCAGACUCUCUACAACGAGUGGGCCGAGUCCUACGAUACAUAUCUGGAUCUUGAGGGUUAUGCCUUCCCCGAGCGCGCCGUCCAAGUUUUGCUGAAAGUUAUUCAGCGGGAGACUCUAGAUGAGUCUGUCAAGGUGCUAGAUGCUGGCUGCGGAACCGGCCGAGUUGGCGCAGUGCUUGCGCAAAAGGGAGCUCGCCAAAUCGACGGCAUUGAUCUCAGUCCAGGCAUGCUGGCCCAAGCAGAGAAGUCUCAUCAUUAUGCCUCCCUUCAAGAGGUUGACCUCACAAAAACGAUUCCAAAGCCCGACGAGUCUUAUGAUGUCGUCAUCUGUGUCGGCACCCUGACCCAAGGCCAUGUUGGACCCGCUGUGCUUGAUGAGUUUAUCAGAGUCGUCAAGGUCGGCGGCGUCGUAGUGGCAACCAUCCCCGACACCGUUUGGGAAGCGGCUGGAUUCAGCACAAAGAUCGACCAACUUCUCUAUGAUGGUCGGGUGGCGCUGCUGCGGUCUGACGCUGUAGGUAUCCUCAAAACCACCACUUCGGGGGCAAGAAUACUGGCCCUUGAGAGAAAAUAG